Molecule: messenger RNA, 1918 nt
Organism: Centropristis striata (black sea bass)
Lineage: Eukaryota; Metazoa; Chordata; Actinopteri; Perciformes; Serranidae
Gene: mfsd13al
Product: major facilitator superfamily domain containing 13a-like
Exons: 7
Coding region: 295-1758 (487 amino acids)
Source: RefSeq, a predicted model, not a curated record
AUCGAGUUUGACAGGAUUCCUGUUUUUGAGUUUUGUAAAAUGUGACAAAACAUUUACCAAAUCAUUUUAACGGAACUAACGUCGUGAUAUGUGGACUCCGCUGGAACAAGAAUAAGCUCAAUACCGGAUAUUUUUCUGCUCUGGAAUAUUUACCAACUUUUUUGUUGUUGCUUUUAGCAAUCCUACUAAACAACAACAGCGUAACAUGGUUAUUAAGUGACAGCAUUUGCUCGUUACAGCUCGUGAGACCGACAGGUGAGUUGGUUGUGAGCGGUUACCUGAGCUGUCACGGCCAUGGAGGUGAAAACUACCCCCGGAAGAAUGAAUGUAGUCGCACAUCUGAGACACUUUGGGCUCAACCCUGUAGCUGUGGCUUAUUCAAUGACUUCACUGGGAGCUGGCAUGAUCAACAACAUAUUCAGCUUCUACUAUGUCAAACUCUUUCUCAAUAAAUACAAGGUAUCAGAGGCAGCUUUCCACCAAUCACAAGUGGUGUACAUGGUGUGGAACGCGAUCAACGACCCUCUCUUUGGUUACCUGCAAGACAACUCCAGGGUUCGCUGCUGCUCUCAGCGUCGUCUCUCCAUCCUGUACGGCGCUCCGCUCUACUGCCUCACGUUCCUCCUGGCGUGGUUCCCGUGGCAGACGUACGCCCCCGGUGACUGGCUGAGCGGUUUACACUUGAUGGUGGCGCUGUGUGCUUUUGACGGCAUGCUGACUUUUGUGCUGCUGGCACAAUCUGCGCUGUUUGCAGAGAUUUCCAGCCACCAUCAGAGCCGACUGAGACUUGUAAAGUACAACCAGGUGGCGUCUCUCAUUGGCUCCUCCAGUGUCCUCUUCUGUGGUGUGCUGUCUAAAAACAUGGAGGACUUUGCCUCCUUCCAAGCCUUCACCGUGCUGAUCGCUGUCCUCAGCUGUGGCUGCAUGCUCUACACAGGCUUCCACGUCGAGACUCGCUUUGAUAACAAACUGGCUGAUUCUGAUGCACUGGAGUCAGCUGACCAGACUCCUCAUCAACCAGCGUUCUCCACCUCCACGUUCAAAACGUUGAUGUGGCAAAUUCUGACAAACAGGGACUUCCAGAGUUUUGUUUUCAUGAACUUCUUCCAGGUUUUCAUUUUGACUUUCUUUAGUAAUUUUACCAUCAUAUUUGCUGAGCAGCUGAUUCCACCAGAUGCAUUUCCAUCACUGGCCAAGAGCGUCAUGUUCGGAGCCGGAUUCAUCUGCCCACAGCUGUUGGUGUUGUGCUGUCAGAAUCUGCUCCAGAGUCUCGGCUACUACAGGAUCAUCCUCUACACCUUCUACAUGGAGGCAGCGAUGGCAGCCGUCAUGCUCGCACUCGGUCCUCAGCAUUACUAUAUCCUGGCAUUUUUCCUCACCAUUAACAUGGUGACGGUCCUAGCAGCCUUCAGUCUUUUCGGCUUGCCUUUGGCUGACAUCAUCGACUCAGACCUGCGGAUAUACAAGCGCAGCACCCCCAUCUCGUCCAUGGUGUUUGGGACCAAUGCUCUGUUCACUAAGCCGGCUCAGUCUCUGGCCCCGAUGCUAGUGCUCAGCGUCCUCAACCAGUUUGGAUAUGAAGAGCUGAAGGACGCAGGAAGGGACGCAAAUUCAAGCGCCCAGCAGAGCCUCCACAGCGUCAUGUUCCUGCUGGUGUGUCUGGUUCCCAUGUCUGUCUCUGCGCUGCAGGUGAUCAGCUGGAGGCUGUUUUCUAUCCGCAGCAGCCACACAGUCGACCCAAAGUACCUCGACAACUAACUUCAUUGUUUUCAGCACUUGAAGGAAGCUGGAGGAUUUUUCUUCUGCUGGGAUUUGGGGAAAUUCUUUAUUGUUGUCUGAGAUCAUGUAGAAAUGAAUGUGGAAAUGUCUGUAUAGUUGAGAUAAUCUAUUAUGAUAAUCUAUUAUACAUAUAUAUGUG